This is a messenger RNA of Tarenaya hassleriana, 1791 nucleotides long. RefSeq lists its product as uncharacterized. The coding region runs from base 302 to 1717 and encodes 471 amino acids. The record is from RefSeq and is a predicted model, not a curated record. Lineage: Eukaryota; Viridiplantae; Streptophyta; Magnoliopsida; Brassicales; Cleomaceae. Gene Ontology annotation, biological process: DNA repair; DNA recombination; DNA replication. Gene Ontology annotation, molecular function: DNA binding. Gene Ontology annotation, cellular component: nucleus. The transcript has 10 exons.
UAAAAUGUGUAUUAAAACCAGGAAUACGUGAAGGUUACCAUACAACUAAAGGUAAUAACGCUUAACACCAAUUAUUCAUACAUCCACAAAGUGGGGAAGUGCUUAACACCAAUUAGAGACCAUUCGUGUCCCCUUAUUCAAUUAUUUGGAGGGGAAGUUACAAAAUAUUUGUCUUAUUUUAAUGUUUCCCGUAGCAAUUUGAAAUAUGCUCCAUUAUAAACUCCUUCAUGUUUACUAGGAAAUACUCCCAUUUGCACGAACGUUGAAACACAGCACCUCUAUAUUUGCUUUUAUACUGCUAAUGGCUUCAUUUGGAUUUGACACUCUUCCCCCAUGUAUCACGUUCGGUGAUUUACGGAUCGGUCGACCAAUGCAGCGAAUAAUUGGCCGUUUAUUACGAUUUUGGGAAGCUCGAAAUGUCAAAAAAGGUGAUGAACUCAUGAGUGUAGAUUUUCUACUCAUUGACGAAAAGUCUACUGUUGCACAAGGAUCUAUUGGUCGCCAUCUUUUGAGUCGCUACAAAGACGUGUUACGUGAAGGAGCUAUUUAUCUUCUAACCGAUUUUGCCGUUGUUAGGGCUAACGAUCUAUUCAAGCUUACUGAUUUCAAACUAUCUAUUCGUUUCACGGAACGAACUAAUAUAUCAGAAGUUGGAGUAACCACUAUCGAGAUACCAAAAGAGUUUUUUAGGUUUCGUGCUUACGAUGAACUAAUUGCGUUGGCUAACAAAAAUGAAGAAUUACCAGAUGUUAUUGGUCGAGUCCAACGUAUAAGAGAUACUAACAACGAUCAUUUGUUAUCCAAGCAAAGAGUUGUUGUUGACCUACAAAUGGCAAGUUACCAAGACAUUCGUAUGACUGCAUGGGAGACGAAAGCCGAUGAAUUCCGUCUCAAACUGGAGAACACAGCUAAACAACCAAGAGUGAUUUUGGUGACUAAUAUAAAUCCUAAGUUUGUCGGAGGAAUUUUAUACCUCAAUACAACAUCAGCUUCCAAGUUUUACUUUGAUGAUGAGGCUGAUGCAAGCAAAACAUUCAUUAGCAUGUUUAAAGAUAAUAUAGAUGAAGCACUACAGAUUGAGCAGCCCGUUCAUACGGUAAUGAAGAUGGAGACGGUUUCUAUAUCUGAAUUGUGCGAUUUCAUAACAUUGUCCAAAAGUCAGGAAGCGGAGUUUUUAUGCAAAGCCACAAUUAUUGAAGUUUCCCUUAAAAAUGGAUGGACCUAUGUCGCUUGUGGUAAGUGUUCUAGAAAAUUAGCGAAAGUAUCGACAUCAAUGGUUUGCAACUAUUGCCACGAUACCAACGCAGUCGGAGUGUUGAGGUUCCGGGUUGAAUUAGUUGUGCAAGAUGGAAAAGAUGUAGCGUUUUUCACUGUGUUCGAUAGAGAAAUGACUAAACUACUUAACAUUCGUGCUUCAGAAUCAAUUGAACCAAAUGUGCUUAAUGUCGAUGUGGAAGGAAAAAUUGGCGAUAUACCAAAGUGUUUUACACCUAUUAUCGGUAAACAAAUGACUUUCCAAAUCAAAGUGACACCGUAUAAUUUCACGACUAAGCAUCAUUCGUUCACUGUGUCCCGUAUAUUUGACGAUGCAUCGGGAUCCAAAGAUAACAUACCCAAAGAUACAGAUGUCACAAAGGACAAUACAAAUGAGGUCUCACAUGAGUUAGCGCAAGCUCAGAAUGUAAAGAGGCUGGGGAAAAAACCGCGUCACAAAUAAAAAUAUCAUUUCCAAAACCCUUUUUAAUAUUCGAACUCCAUUUCAAAGUUAUAAUUUCUGUCUUUUCUAUUUUC